Molecule: messenger RNA, 1357 nt
Organism: Scaptodrosophila lebanonensis
Lineage: Eukaryota; Metazoa; Arthropoda; Insecta; Diptera; Drosophilidae
Product: cancer-related regulator of actin dynamics homolog
Exons: 3
Coding region: 386-1150 (254 amino acids)
Source: RefSeq, a predicted model, not a curated record
AAAAAUUUAGUAAGAAAAAGUAGUAGGAAUUUUCCUUCUGCGAUUUUAUGUUAUUAGAUGAACGCUGAUCCCACCAAUCGAACGUAAAAUAUUGCACAAAUCGUAUAAAUUUACAUUAUUUCUUUCAACAAGUUCGUCGGAAUAUUUUAGAGCAGUUUGAAAUUUGCGGAACUGAAAAUACAAAAGCCGUUUAUUAAGAACAGGCGCACAAAGGAAACGCGGACUACACCGCCUCUAAAAUAUCAAACAAAGCAACAGUAGAGAAAAAUUUCGUUUUUUGCGUUGACAACUCAGACAAUUAUAUUUUUAGCAGUAUCACACUCUAAGAAAAUCAAAUUUUACGCUCACAAGACGAAGAAGAAACGAAAAAAGACGGAUAUUUAAAAUGUCUAGGAUGUUGACGGCCGCCUCGAUGCGGCUUUUUCGUGGCUUGAGCUCUAAGCAGCCAUUUCUCAACACUUCCCGAUAUCUGACCACCAAGAAGCCGACUGCUAAGUCAACAACGGCGCCCAAAUGCCAGAAAGACGAAAAGGAAAAGCCCCCACCACCGGGGACAUUUCCAAGCGGCGGCACACACGCAGUGUUCAGCGAUCUGCCAAAACCGGAGGGCGAUUUCAUGAAGGAAUGGUCUGCCAAGAACUCCAAAUACAACAUGAUACUUAUCAGUGGAAUUGUGGCAUUGGUCGGAAGCAUAGCUCUAGGCAUAUCCUCAGGCGUUAUGGAGCUUUACUGCUUUGUGCCCGAAUAUCCCUACACCAAGGAAGAAUUAGAAGAAUUUGAGAAGGAGGAGGUGCGCAAGCAGGAGGAGAUUGAUGCGCGCGAAGAGCGCCACAAGGACUUGGUUGAGGCGAAGGAGCUGACCAUAAGGCGUCGCAAGGCCAGGGACGCAAUGAAGCAGGAGGUUGCUUUCAUGCAGAAGGACAUAGAUGAGGGCCUAUCUGAUGGUGAACUUGCACAGUUACAAGACUUGGUUCAGAAACGCGAAGAGUUUGAGAAAUGGGAAGCGGAGGAGGAGAAACGCUUGAAAGAGCAGGCGAAGGAGAGAGAGAAGCUAAAGAAGGAGAAGGAGAAGGCUGAAAAGGAGAAGCAGAAGGAAAAGGAGAAAGAAAAGAAGGAGAAAGAAAAGGAGGCCAAAAAGAAGGCCAACUAAAGUUUUCCACCCAACAAGAAUAUUUUAUACUAAGUACAACUUAUUUGUAUUGAGGUUCAGGCCCAACACCUAUUUACCAAACAACGACACCAACAACAAUAAUCUACUACACCACCCAUCUACAGCAACAAAAACAAUAGCCAUGUUCAUAUACUCAAACGUUACAGAAAAUUAUCAAUAAAAAUCUUCGUUGUUUGGUAAAAAAUA